CUCUUAUACCAGCUGCCUUAUUGUUGUCAUUGUUGUUAUUUUUUUUUAAUUUUUUUUUUGUUGAUAAGUGAAACUGAAACCGCGCCGCAGCAAGCGAAAUUCGCGAGUGCGAGAAAGGAGUGACAAAAAGAACUAUUGAUAUCGGUUAUCGAAGAACUUUUGAUUGAAACAAAUUGAAGCAAAAAAUGUCACAAAAUUCGCUUGCCAUGUGCCACGCCCACCUGCCGAAAUGGGCGCUGCUGGGCGGGUGCGUGUGGCUGCUGCUGCUGUUGCCUUUGGCAGCUGGCGGUUCGUGCCGCGAGGCCCAACUCUGUUGCAACGGUCGCGACUCCUCGUGCGUGGUGCAAAAGGCGCCGGUCAAUGCGAUUAUCGAGGAUCUGAGCGAUAAGCCAUGCUACUGCGAUCACGCCUGCCUCAAGCUGGGCGACUGCUGUGACGACUUCAAGGAUCACUGUGGAGUGCUCGACUGCCAGGUGGGCGACUGGGGAGCGUGGAGCGACUGCGACAAGAGCUGCGGCGCGGGCAUGACGACGCGCACUCGCCAAGUCCUGCAAGCGGCCCAGAACGGAGGCAAGCACUGCCCAUCGCUGCUCCAGAAGCGAGCUUGCCAAGGCUAUCGCUGUCACGGACAUCGGGAUAAGAAGAUCCUGCGAGAAAUGGCUCUUCUGCUGCCUGCCGCACUCACGCGCAAUCAUCGAGCGAACGACAGCAGCGACAGUCGCCACAAUCUGCGCACGCGCUAUCGCGACUCCUACAAACACAAUCGGGAUCAUGAAUACUGCGUUGAGUUCGAGGUCAUCAAGGCAUCCAAAGCCUGCCACAAGCUGCCGCCCUAUAAUCUAAUGCUGGAAGGUGAUCGUAUAACUGUGCGCUGCGACCUCGAGGCUCUGGUACAGGACAAAGAUGCUGCGACUGGAGUUGGCAAGGCGAGCAACAGAGGCGCAACGACGACAACAACAACCACUCAUAAGACUCCGAUGGCGCAGCCAUAUCUGACCGAUGAGGGCGAGGAGAACAGCAGCAGCAGCAACAGCAAUGACAACGAGGAUGACAACGAGGACGAGCAGGAGCAGGAGCAGGAGCAGGAGGAGGAGGAGGAGGACGACACCGAGGAGGAUGAUGCACAAAACAUGCUCGAGCCCGAAGUAGAUGGCGAUGCGGAAACGGAAACGGAAACCGGGACGGCCAGCCGCGAGAACUAUGGCUACAAGCACCAGCGCCCAUCAUCGCAUCAUUCACGUGCAGCAACGUCCAAGCGCAGCGCCAAUGCUGUAGCGCCCAUGUUGCCGCCGGUGCUGCAGCAACAGCAGCAACAGUUGCUGCUUAACUAUCAUUGCCGCGGCGAAGGACUGUCGGGUCGCACGACGCGCUGGAGCGCGCUGCCGGCGCCGUCAUGUCGUGGCAAGUGGCUCCGCUUGACCAUCGGCCCGCCCAAGAAAUGCAACCAUGCGCAAUUCAUCUUCGUCUAAGCAGCUGCUGCAGCAACAGCAGCAUUCGCAGCCAUCCAAUAAUAUUAUUGGAAAAAUGUUCUUUUUUUUGAUCUGAUCGAGGACGUCAAUAUAUAUGUGUAGGGUAUACGCGUAGUCUAUGUAGCGAGUUCACAAACCCCAAAACCCGAUCCCAAAACCCCAUACAUAACCCUCUAAUUCCCAUUGGGUAAUAACCAUACAAAGAUGGCCGCCUGCCUACACCCAAACUGCGCCAUCUUUCCAAACAUAUGUCUAUACUCCUUCAGUUAUUUAUUCUUCUGCUGCCGCAUUUAAAGGUCUUCUCCUUCUUUUCGAUCAACAGCCAAGAGCCAUUAAUGCACACUUCCUCAAGUAGGCUAGUUUAGCUACUGAUCAAUGUUGUUUCGAACCUUUCAAAAAUCAUAUUUUUUACUGUGAGUAGACAAAGCUUUUAAUUAAUUCUUUUCUUUAGAGUAAAUCGUUCAUAAUUAAACAAUUUUGCUUUAAACGUUUACAUAAACAAAGGAUAUAAAAGGGUAUCUGUGUUUCGACAUGCCUAAUAAUAAACAAAAUGUCUAGAUGCUAACGCCGCAAAAAGGAACAAGCAAUAAAACACUAGCACUAUCUCUCUCUCUCUCUCUUUAGCAUAGUAAUUGCUACGACUCGAAGAGGAUCAAAACGAAGGCAGAAAAAAGAACCGUUGUCUAUUCCGGGUGUUGUUUCUUUGCCGUUGUUGUUUGCUAUGGUAAAUGACGUUAACUUUUUGCAUUUGAUUUGGGCUUUCCUAAAAAAAUAUAAGUAACGGCAGCAUAGAACUUCAUUGCUCGAACACCCAAUGGGACAAUGCCCAACAGUUGCUGCAGGCACGAAAGAGAAUGAGUAACAAAACACUUACAACCUCUCUUUUCUUUGUAUUCAUAUCAUAUCCAAGAAUCAUAUCGCACGGCAGCUGUCCUUAGCACCCACCCCCACUCCUCACACACAAUGAGAGAAGAACUCGCAUAUAAGUGUUUAAACUUUAAGACAGUUAAUUAAGAAAUCAAAUACAGUGAAUGUGUAUUUUUUUUGUCUCCACAUGC
Molecule: messenger RNA, 2527 nt
Organism: Drosophila hydei
Lineage: Eukaryota; Metazoa; Arthropoda; Insecta; Diptera; Drosophilidae
Gene: vex
Exons: 6
Coding region: 186-1469 (427 amino acids)
Source: RefSeq, a predicted model, not a curated record